Molecule: messenger RNA, 2263 nt
Organism: Quercus lobata
Lineage: Eukaryota; Viridiplantae; Streptophyta; Magnoliopsida; Fagales; Fagaceae
Product: protein SIEVE ELEMENT OCCLUSION B-like
Exons: 7
Coding region: 53-2263 (736 amino acids)
Biological process (GO): phloem development
Source: RefSeq, a predicted model, not a curated record
CCCAACUUAUCCCUUCUCUUCUGAUCUCUCUAGCUUUGUUUUGUAAUACCAAAUGGAAACAUACCAAAUGGAAAUGGCCGUCGAUCCGCACUCGUCGUCUGUAAUGACCGCCGACGAAACGAAGAAAGAAAUUAGUGUUCCCCGAGCUCAUACUGACCAACAGUUUGAUGUUGCCUCUCUGGCCAGCAACAAGAAGCUGUUUGAAAUGACCGACGACGAGAUAAAGAAAGAAAUUAGUUUCCCCCGAACUCAUACUGACCAAAAGUUUGAUGUUGCCUCUCUUUUUGCCAUUGUCACAAACAUUCUCGACCCUGCUACCAUUGCUGCUGACAAUGUUUUUCGGGGUACUAAACAGCCACACAUGGAGAUCAAGGGUGAAAGGGCCAUCGCGACAAGCUUCAUCCCACCAUUAUGUACACUCAAGGAACUUUCCUACGAGAUGGCAUGCAAGGAUCCGGGUGUAGAAACUGCUUACAAAACAACGAAGUCAAUACUAGAAAAACUCAAAGAUUAUUCAUGGCAUGCGAAGGCAGUAUUGACACUUGCGGCUUUUGCUUUGGACUAUGGAGACUUCUGCAGACACCUUGAUCAGUUUCACUCAUCAGACCAACUUACCAAGUCAUUAGGGAUCUUAAAAGGGAUACCUACUCUCCUAACGCAGCCAAGCAUUGAUCAUAAACACGAGGGUGCGAUUGUUGAACUUAACAAACUGAUCAAGGACACAUUGAAUGUCAUUGAUUGCAUUGUUACGUUGGAGGAACGAUCUGUUAAGCAUAAUCCAAAUGAUCUACCAGCACUCUCAAUAGCCACGAACAAUAGCUCAAUAUAUGUCUUUUGGGCUAUCAUAACUGUUGUAGUUUGCACGACCCGGAUGUGUUGUCUUAGUAAAGAUGAGAGCAAGACACAUGAACUUUCACGGUUUUCUGAGAAAAUUAAUGACAUCCAUGGCAAACUAAAAUUGCAGAUACAACUUUGCAAUGAAGAAAUAGAGAAAAUAGAGGCAUAUUGGAAGCUUAUAAGAUUCUUAAAAGAGCCGCUUGACAUUGCCGAGGUCUUGAAGGCGCUAAUUUUUGCCAGCGACAACCGGCAACGAGUCAAAGUUUUUCCCAACGAAUUGAUCCUCGAAGCGGUGAAAACAAAGAAUGUGUUGUUGUUCUUUACGGACUUGGACAUUGAAAAAAUCUCAGAAUAUGUAUCAAUUCGCACCCCCAUUUAUGAAAACAUACCAAGCAAAUACAAGGAUAAGUAUGAGGUUGUUUGGAUACCAAUUGUGGAUCAGUGGACCGAUGGCAUGCAAAAGAAGUUUGAGUUGCUGCGGUCUCAGAUGUCGUGGUUCGUAGUGCAAAACUUUUCUUCUAUAUCGGGUAUCAAGUACGUUAGGGAGCAGUGGCACUUUAAGAAUGAGCCUAUCAUUGUGGUGCUGAACCCACAAGGGACCGUGGAACACCAUAAUGCAGCCCCCAUGAUUAAGAUAUGGGGACCAAGGGCUUUCCCUUUCACUCAUUGGAAAGAUGAAGAACUGCGCAAAAGUGAAGAUUGGUUUGGAUCCUUAAUGCUUGAAUUCAGUCCUGACAUACCAACUUGGAUCCAAGAGCGGAAGCACAUUUUCUUUUAUGGAGGCAAGGAUUCCACAUGGAUCAAAGAAUUUAGUAAGGAAGCAACAGGCUUCGCUAAUGAUGAGGUACUAAAGGGUGCAAGAAUUUCAUUGUUCAAUGUGGGAAAGGACAGUGGCAUCCAAGAGCGUUUCUGGAAGCUCAUUGACAACUUUUUCUUAUACAAGUCUCAAACGGUUACCGAAUUGGACCCAAUGACAAAGGAAAUCCAAAAGCUGCUUUCUUACAAGAAUGAGAAAGGAUGGGUUGUGCUGUGCAAAGAGGCUAGAUUGGUGUUCAGUGGUUAUGGUACAACAGUUCUGACUGUCUUGAAGAAUUUUGAAGAAUGGAGGCCGUGUUUGAAAGACAGGGUAUCCGAUUUUGAAGUAUGUCUCGAGGAACACUAUAACGAACAACUUUUUAAAGACGGUUUUCCUUGCCGCGUCUUUGACAUCCCAAAAAGUGAUGGACUGAUCCCAGAUUAUAGAAAAUGUCCUGACUGUUCCAAGGUCAUGGAGACCUCUUUCAGGUUUAAAUGCUGCGACCACAAUCAACAUGGUUUCAAAUUAAAAGUCUGCCACAAUCAUCUUGGUACCAAGGCACAGUUCAAAGGACCUAUGGAGCCUGUGAAGCUUAUGGAGCCUAUGAUGUCAUAUGCAGGGGCAGAGUAA